Messenger RNA from Ostreobium quekettii, 726 nucleotides. NCBI's taxonomy places the organism in Eukaryota, Viridiplantae, Chlorophyta, Ulvophyceae, Bryopsidales, Ostreobiaceae. The record is from the annotation of a GenBank genome assembly.
AUGCCGCUGCUUGACGCCGGCGCAAAGGUGGAUUUUAACAACAAAACGUGGGGUACAAGCAGAGACUUUAUUGAAUACGAUGUUACACCGCUGUUUGCAGCGGUUGCACUGAACCACACAUUCGUGGUGGAGAUUCUUCUUGCCGAAGGCAAGGCCGACCCGGACAUACCCAACAGAGGCUCGAGAUACCCCAUCCACUGGGCAGUGCUGAAUGCGAACAAGGCCAUUGUGGACAUGCUUAUUGCAGCAAAUGCAGAUCUGGAUGUCAUCGACCGCGGAUUGGCAACAGCAACUAACGGAGACACCUCCAUGCAUUACGCCCUUGGCAUUGAGCCUGUUGAGAUACAGGUGACCUUCGUGGAGUGUCUUUUGAAGGGAGGCGCCUGUCCAGAUAUUCCCAAUGGAGCCAAUGGUGACACGCCACUGCACAUUGCCGCUAGGUUGGGAAAGCUGGCUAUCGUUGAGUUGCUUCUGGAAUUUGGAGCUGAUGCUGCGUUGAGAAACAACGUUGGCGAGACCCCCCUGGAUGCCGCUUGCACAUUCACGGAUGACAGCUCAAUGGGAUGUGCGGACGGAAAGAUCAUGGCCAUGCUUGAAGCAAAAAUGGGAGGCGAGGCGCAAGCUACCGCUGAAAUUGAUUGCGAGAACCCAGCGGAUUCUGAGGAAAAGCUGAAGUGCGCUCUCGAAGGCACGGGGGGUGGCAGCAACGGUACAGCGUCGGGGUGA